UUGUAUACAGCAUAUUUUUUUAGGAUUUGUAAUAUGUUGCAAUUAAAGAAGCAUGAUUAGUUUUUAUUUAUUUAUUUGAAUUCCGUUAUUAAAUGAAUGUAGCAUGAGUUAUUUGUAAAUUUACAUUAAGAUGCUAUUGUAUGAAAUUUAUCAUAUUUUAUAUAUGCCAUAAGUAGUGGGAGAUUGAUUGUGCACAUGGAAUUAAAUUAAAUUUUGAUAAUUAUCACUAGAGGCGCAAGAGAUGAUUACGAGCAUAGCAAAUUUUCGAUCUUGAGACAUGUGUAAAAUUAUCAUUAUUUAAUUUAGAUUCUUUUGUUGCAAAAUAAUUUUUUGUGUUGGUAUCAUUAAUAUCCCUUGCGCAUUUGUUUACUCUGUAUGUAGAAAUGGCUGCUAAGACAGUGGUGACAGACUUAACUAAGGGAGAGAAAUUGGAUGGCGAUAAUUAUGAUAUAUGGCGCCGUAAGAUCCAAUACCUCCUCAAUGAGCAAGAAGCAUUGACCACACUUGAACAAGUGAUGGUUGAGCCAGAGCAGGGCAAUACAGCUCAACAUCGUCGUGAUCUUGAAGUCUUUCAGACUUGGCGUAACAAAGAUCAGUGUGCGCGCUUUACUAUGUUGAACAACAUGCACAACAACUUGAUUAGUGAGUUUGAGCAUUGCCCGACUGCAUUUGAGAUAUGGGAAGCUCUCAAACAAAAGUUUGGUAUUACCUCCUUGGCAAAGCUACGUGGGCUGACUAUGAAGUUUGACUCCUAUCAGAAAAGGGCGCAUCACUCGAUGAAGCAACAUUUAAGGGUCAUGUCAGCCAUGAUACGUGAGCUUGCGGCUGCUGGGCACAAUUUGACUCAAGAGCAGCAAGUACAAGCUGUGAUUCGCUCUCUGCCAAAUUCUUGGGAGUAGAUGAAGCAGAACAUGAUGCAUAAUGAGAGUGUAAAAACAUUCGAAGACAUAUCGCAUCAUUUGGAACUAGAGGCUGAGCGCCUUGAGGUGGCUAAGUCUGAUAGUUCUACUAUGGUGGUUGAGUCGAGCUCACGUAAGACUUCUCAGUUCAAAUGUGGAAAAGCAAAAGGUGCCCCUAAGAAGCAAGCAGCAGCUGCGCUAAAGCCCAAUGGCGCUAGAAAUUUCAAGCAUAGGGGCAAGAGAGGUGGCAAGAAGGUAAAGGCUAAAUUGACAUGCUUUAGUUGUAACAAAGAAGGACACUUCGCUCGGGAUUGCCCUGAGCAGAAGAAGACUCCAGAGCAACAGACCACAUCGCGAGGGACAGAGUAGGGUUCGUUGAGUAUCGCCGAGUACCUGCUGGGAGCAGAAAAGUUUACAUGGGGAAUGAGUCCAGCGUGGAGGUACUUAGCAUUGGCACACACAAGCUGGAAAUGCGACGAGGGCGCACCUUGUAUCUUCAUGAUGUUCUUUAUGCUCCGGAUAUUCGGCGAAACUUAGUUUUAGUUAUUAGCAUGAUGAGCCAUGGUUUUAGCUUUUGUUUUGAGAAUCAUGGUGUUAGCAUUUA
Messenger RNA from Camellia sinensis, 1503 nucleotides. The record is from RefSeq and is a predicted model, not a curated record. NCBI's taxonomy places the organism in Eukaryota, Viridiplantae, Streptophyta, Magnoliopsida, Ericales, Theaceae.